This is a messenger RNA of Saimiri boliviensis boliviensis (Bolivian squirrel monkey), 878 nucleotides long. Its product is annotated as protein FRG2-like. The record is from RefSeq and is a predicted model, not a curated record. NCBI's taxonomy places the organism in Eukaryota, Metazoa, Chordata, Mammalia, Primates, Cebidae.
CCGCAUUUGGACGUGUAAGAGAGAGCACCUUUCACUUGAGCUUCAACAUGGGAAGGGGAAAUGAAGACUCUGAUCUCCACUGCUCCUCUAUCCAAAGCUCCACAGUCCAGCCCCAUUUCCAGCAGAUCUCCUUUACAGAAAAGGGCUCAGAUGAGAAGAAACCAUUCAAAAGAAAAGACAACACCGCCUCCUCUCAAUCCAAUGAGAAGCACAUACAAACGCAAGAAUCGGAGCCCAAUCCAAAUGAGGAGAAUUCUGAGGAAACCACGCUGAAAGCCGGAAACAACACUGCUGGAUCAGAACCAGAGUCCAGCUCAUGUCAGGGAAAUUGCAGGAAAAGAACAAUCAGUUCCAAGGAGAGCUGCCAAGACAGAGCAGGGAACUGUCCAGAAGAGGAGCGCAGCUCAACAAUGAAAAAAAAGUCAAAGUUCUCCACUGCUGUGCACAACAGUGAAAUCCAGGAGACCUGUCAUACCCACCAUAGGAGACAUUUGAGGGCUCACACUGGACACAGCAAGCGGCACAGGUCUCAGGCACUAGGAGUUCAACCACCGUCACUUCAAAAAAGCUUGGUGACCUCCGUGCGAGCUAUAUCGGAGGCUAUUUAUCAAGACCUAGCCCAGGUGUGGGCACAGCUCAUCCAUUCUCCACUGACCUGGGAGCAGUUCACAUGGCUCACUCAGCUCCGGGGGGCUCUGUGUGCUCAUGUGCAGACCUUCUAUGCCAUGGCCAUGCAGGCAGCUUAUGCCUUCCCUGCUGAGGACUGGCUUGUCCCAGACACACUGCCUGAUCCUGGGGAUUCAUCCCUAGAUAGAGAAGUCCACUCUGUCCCUGGCCAGGAGAUAACUGAGCCUGUCAGUGGAUCAGAUGAGGCUUGA